Messenger RNA from Cornus florida, 1461 nucleotides. RefSeq lists its product as uncharacterized. NCBI's taxonomy places the organism in Eukaryota, Viridiplantae, Streptophyta, Magnoliopsida, Cornales, Cornaceae. The coding region runs from base 168 to 1133 and encodes 321 amino acids. The record is from RefSeq and is a predicted model, not a curated record. The transcript has 3 exons.
CAAAGCUACCCAAAAAGUCCCACUUAAAACACCCCCACUCACUCCACACACUUUCUCGAGAAAAAGAAGCCAAUUUUCCCACUCACCACGCUUUCCAGAGAGAGAGAGAGUGAAAGAAGCCCAAUUCAAGUGUGAGAGAGAGAGAGUCUGACUGCUUUGUCGACGAAAUGCACAUCCACGCAAAGACCGAUUCGGAGGUGACCAGCCUCGCAACGUCGUCGCCGACUCGCUCACCACCGCGACGGCCGGUGUACUACGUGCAGAGCCCGUCACGUGACUCCCACGAUGGGGAGAAGACCACGACGUCGUUCCACUCCACCCCGGUGCUCAGCCCCAUGGGCUCGCCUCCCCACUCUCACUCCUCCGUGGGCCGCCACUCCCGCGAGUCCUCCUCCAGCCGCUUCUCCGGAUCUCUCAAGCCCGGCUCCCGCAAGGUCUCGCCCAACGACGGAUCCGUCGGAAAACACCACCGGAAGAACCAGAAGCCCUGCGACGUCAUCGAAGAAGAAGGCGUCCUCGAAGACGAAGAGUCCCAGAAAUCCCUCCCCCGUCGCUGCUAUUUCCUCAUUUUCAUCCUUGGCUUCUUCCUUCUCUUCUCUCUCUUCUCUCUCAUCUUGUGGGGUGCUAGUAAACCACAGAAACCCAAAAUCACCAUGAAGAGUAUUACAUUUGAGAGAUUUGCGAUUCAAGCUGGUUCGGAUUAUUCAGGAGUGGCUACAGACAUGAUCUCCAGCAACUCGACUGUGAAAUUCACAUUCCGCAACACUGCAACUUUUUUCGGAGUCCAUGUUACAUCAACAGCUCUGGAUCUGUCAUACUCUCAACUCACAGUUGGAUCUGGAGAUAUGAAAAAAUUUUAUCAGUCGAGGAAAAGCCAGAGAUCGGUGGCUGUGUCGGUGAUCGGAAAUAAGAUUCCUCUGUAUGGAAGUGGGGCGAGCUUGAGCAGUUCAACGGGGACGCAUCUGACGGUGCCUGUGCCUCUGAAUCUGAGCUUCACUGUUCGAUCGAGAGCGUACGUUCUGGGUAAAUUGGUGAAGCCCAAGUUCUACAAGAAGAUCGACUGUUCGAUUGUGUUUGAUUCCAAGAAAUUGAAUAAACCCAUCUCGCUCAAGAAUUCAUGUACCUAUGAUUGAAUGCAGGAGUCAUUAAAUUUUUUAUUUUUAUUUUUAUGGGAUAAAAGAGUUGUUAGACAGUUGGCUACUUUUGCUGGUUCACUUUUCUUCAAAAAUGGUGAUGGGAAGACAGCUAGACGGGCAGGCUUUUGAGUUGUUCGGGCAGGGUGGAGAGACGCGGUGUUGGAACCUUUUUUGGCUGCCCGAUUGCCCGGUAGUGCAAUGACGUGUGUGAAUUAAUGACCUUUUACAAGUUACAACCCACGCACACAACUAAAGGGGUUUAUUUAUUUAUUUAUUAUGUAUAAUGUGGAAAGUAAUAUAAUUUAUUUGUUAGUGGUUUCAUUUA